AUUCAUGAGGGUUCACAAAGAACAAUGGAGUAGAUGGCGGGAAGCUUUUUAGAGGAUUUGGUGAUGAAAAGAAGCGGAAAUUUAKGCGUAAUCUGAAAGGAAGAGUUGCCAAAUCAGCGUAGUAAGCCGUCACAACGAGUGGGAAUCAAGGGGGAAAGUCUUGUCGAAGGGCAACUUCUGUSAUUCGAUGUGACAUUGAUCACACACGUACACACGCGUCGACAAGGAAAUUCAAAAUGUACGCUUUAGUGUAGAGGCCUUUGAACAGUUUGAAAGCGGAUUUGUACUCGUUAAUAAACUACGAUUCUUUUGAGGGAAAGAUGUCUGCGAUAUCAGUUCUGUGGACUGUCCUUUCUGUAGUGUUUACUGGUCUGUGGUCAAUCUCCGUAAUUUCUCCUUUCUGGUUUGAGAAUGUGCCAGAUCCUGAUCCUUUGUCAUCUGAUAACAGUUCUUUUGCUGCUUUUGGGAUCCUUAGAUUUUGCUCUAAGAAAGAUGUUCAGUCAGUCUUUGAUAUGAAUGAAUGGACAGACUUUAAAACGUGUGCAUUUUACAAAAGCUUUCAAGAAAUCCCGUCAUUGUUCUGGCAAUUUGGAAUUGUCUUUUAUGGAGUUGGUUUUCUUGCAUCAGUUUGUGCAGUCAUUUUUGCUCAUAUCUCUUGCUGUCAUAAAAUUGUCUGUGGAAAAUCUGUCUUUGGAGUUGCAGGCAUAUUGCAAAUCACCUCAGUAAUUUGCAUGACAGUCAGUUUGGUUCUUUUCCCAUUUGGAUUCAACAGUGAAUUUGUUGAGAAACAUUGCGGAGCUUCAGGCUUGUUUAAACCUGGUCGCUGCCACAUUUCCUGGGCAUACACUGUUGCAAUUAUGAGCACAGGUUUAUUUAUUUUUUGUCCCAUUUUAGCUAAACAUUUAUUUUUAAUCACACCAAGAUCAAAAGCAACUGUGGUAUAGCAUGCUUGUACAGUUUUUUUUUCCAAAAGCUUGAUUGUCCAGCUACGUGUUCACCAUUCAUAAAGUAGCCUGUGUUACAUCYGGAAUUUAUCUACAGAAAUUAGAUAGAAAUUUCCAGAUGCAACACAGGUUAUUCAUAAAGUGGUUACCAGAGACAAUGAAAAAAUGAAAAUAAGAACAGAUUAAGUGAAAUGUGAAUUCAUAAUUUCAUGUGAUAGUCUAAUCACUGUGAUUGCAAUAAUGCACAACUAAUAGUAAAUUUGACAUAAACAUGGCACAGUGAAUUGAUGCUGAAGAGAAUUUGAUUGAAAAUGAGAAAUUAUCAYAAUAAUGAUGAGAUGUUAUAUACUCAGUAAAGUGCCAGAAUUGCAAUAUCAUCAUUCUCCUAAUAUGAAGCUAUCUCCAUUUAACGGUUGUCAAUUUGAUAAUAUAUCUUUGUAAGCAUUGCUAAGAAUCGUUCUAUUAUUAUAUGGCUAAUGUGUCUCUGUCAUCAACUGGACAAUCUUGUGGAUUUUAGCUAAGUGUAUAUUGUAUUUUGUUUAUAAUUUAUUUUKAUCUUUAAAAUGAGCAUUCACUAAGAUGCACACACAAACGUGAACAUGCUGAUUUUGAAGUUAACAUAUUAUAGGGAUUUUUAAUACAUCACAGAUUCAACAAAAAAUUCCUGAAUCUAUGGUAAAUAUCUGUUUGUGUUUUUCUGACAUCCCAAUAUCACAGAUUUACUAGUUGCCUAAGUAUGUCAUUGUAUAAUUAGAAAUUAAAGAACAUAUUUCCACACAGAUUCAUUCAAGUAUUGCUAACACAAAUCAAGAUUUGUUUCAUGCACAGUGUCAGGUUGAACCCAUGACAAUUUUACACUUAACUAAUGCGUUUCAAGCAUAUUCAAAACAAAUUGAUGAUUUAAGGGUUUUCACUCAAAAGGCACCAUUUCCUUAAGCAAAUGCACUGUAUAAAAAUUAUAUUMUAAUUUGUACAUGUAUAUAUUUGUAUAUCAAAAGCUGAAACAUGUUAAGCUGUAAGAUAAGCUACUAUUACAUACUCACUACUCUUCACUCUAGAUCAUAGAUAGAGCCAGAAACCAUAAUAUAGCAAAACAUAAGCUCACUAAGCAUUCCAUAUUUGCACCUUAUUACCUUGGAGAUAAUGUACAAUAAAGUAACUUGAUUUGGCCAUUUGGUUGGUCAAAUUGUUACAACAAACAACAAGCUCAUGAAUAUUCAUCAUUAUCACMAUGAUAUUUAGUGCUAAAUGAAAACUAAUUGAUCUAAAUGAAUCAUAAUUAUAUCAGUUGUAGAGCUAAUUUUUGUAUUUUAGUGAUGAACCAAUCUAUUAUUAUGUUCUCAGAGACAGCUCUUUAGAUAUAGUCUAAAUGUACUAUAAAUAUUGUGAAACUCUUAGAUACAUGCAUCAUAGAGUGAAUUUUGUAUGGCUGUGCAAAGGCACUGAUCAAAGCACAGGCACAGAACCUUGCCAGGCAAAGAUGGUAACUGAAAGUACUGACUUAAGAACACAUCACCACAGCACCAAACAGACAUGACUCAAUGCUUUAUGCACACACAUAUAAAAUCCACUCUAAUACCAUUGUACAGUGAGGCCUGGAGAUGCCUUCCAAACCAYGCAUUAUAAUAAGUAAUCAACUAACUACAGUGGCUAUAUAUAAAUAUUUUGAAAUAUGGAGCAGCAGACUAACAGCUGGUUUGUAUGUAAUCAGGAAACAGGUUUUAGCAUGAUAGUCUGUACUGUUACAGCCUGGUUUUUUAAAGUUCUGGCUGCAAUAGGCCUUUUCUGAAAUAGCAUGACGCUUUGCAUCGUGGUCUAGAUUCGGUACAAACAUCUUUUGUUCAUGUGGCCAAAUAUGGUGUUGUUUGUACUGAAACUAGACCACAAUGCACUAUGAUUUCGUAUCUCAGAAAAGGUCUAUGUAGAGUAGUUUAUCAUGAUUCUGUUACAAUUUUAUUAUUUAUUUAAUUUGAUUAAGUCAAUUGACCAGAAAAAUUUUCCAUAAUGACAAAUUAGGGGURCCAUUGGGUAAUAUCAUCGGUAGGGAACAUGAGUUUUGUAAAAGGUAAUAAUGCCAUAUGAAGAUAGCCUGAUGUAUGUAGCAUUUUAAAAAAGCCACAAUUCAUGCACAAUUGUCAUUGAAGGGUUUUCAAACUUAGCCUAUAAUGAGGGYAAAUAGUCAUGCCUAUAUUCUUUGAUGCAUAAAUUGUGGACURUAGUAUUUCUGGUUCAGACUUGAUAUGAUCAUUAUAAGCAGCAGGGAACUAGCUAAUUAUAAAAUGUGACGAGCCUUAUUUUGGUGCUAGCCUMUUGCUUUGGAAAUUUUUAGGUUGGAUUUAGUCAUCAUGCGAUCAUGCAAACUUCAAGCUCAUAGCUUCUAUGUAUGUGAAUAAAGUAAACUGACAGAUUUGUUCCUCACUACUGACUAUGGCAUGAUCAAGUCCACCAUUAUUCAACUAAAUGUAAUUUCUAAACAUAUAUUUGUAAAUCUUUUUAAUCCAGUCAUUUCAAUGUCUUUAUUUAUGUAUUUUAUAACUCAGAUAUUUGAAUCUUACUUCUAUCAAGGCCUUGAUGAAAACAUUUGUUAAAGUCUUUCCUAUAAUAUGAGCUAUUUUAGAUUUUUUUUAUGAUGAUGGCUAAUUCAUUUAAAUUCUGUAUGAAUGAAUGAAAUAAUAAGAAAAUGUAUGAAUUAAUUGAAUGAAUGAAUUCAGGAAUAAUUGAAUUACAGAAUAUUAUAAAGGACAUACAUGUAUACUUGAAAAAUAAUAUUAUUAAAUGAUUUUAUC
Molecule: messenger RNA, 3730 nt
Organism: Exaiptasia diaphana
Lineage: Eukaryota; Metazoa; Cnidaria; Anthozoa; Actiniaria; Aiptasiidae
Product: transmembrane protein 211
Exons: 3
Coding region: 321-944 (207 amino acids)
Cellular component (GO): membrane
Source: RefSeq, a predicted model, not a curated record